AUGGUGUGUCUCUUUUCGAUCAAGAAUUCCAGAGUUCCUGAGAAGAAAUUCAUGACAGACAGCGGGGUUACUUGUGUUCAUUUUCAUCCAACGGGCGAGGACUUCUUGGCCGCUGGAACGAAGGACGGGAGUGUCUUGGUGUUCCGGCUGCAGAAGAAGGCGGGGUCGGCUGCGUCAAGCACUGCCUCUCCGAUCUCUGGGAAGCAUCUGCUUGCUGUGACGCAGGUGAAAUGGAUACAAACUGACGAAGGAAUAGGUCCAAGUUUCUUUUCCAUCGCCCAAGACGGGAGAGUGUGUCUGUGGUCUGUCAGCAGCGCCGGUCUCAGCCACAUAAACGUCUUGGAAUUUCCUCUAAACGGCCAAGCUAGAGAGGUGGAUGUUCUGGAUGAUAAACUACGGAGAGGAACCCCGACCAGCAUCGCCGUCAACCCCGCCGACAGCGACCGCUUCCUCCUCGGGCUCGACACGGGGCUGGUCGUUGGUCAUAGCCGGAGCGCCACCACCCACGCCAUCGCCAGCUACCGGGCCCACGUCGGUUCUGUGGCAUCGAUCGCGUGGAAUCGGUUUGAUCGGGAGGUGUUUGGCACCGCAGCUGCCGAUUGGACGGUCAAAAUCUGGCUGGUUGGGUGUUUCACGCCCAUCAUCAUAGUAGACCUCGGUUCCCCCGUGGGCGGCCUGGCGUGGGCGUCCUCCAGCAGCACGGCGUUCGUGGCUGUGACGGAUGAUGGGCGUGCACACGUCUUCGAUAUAAGCUUCUGCAAGACGAAGGCGUUGUGCACCCAGCGGCUGCGGCUGCGGCAGGGGCGGGAGGCGGCCCUGUCCUGCGUGGCGUUCAGCCCCUUCGAGCCGGUUAUUCUGGUGGCGGGGGAGAGGGGUUUUAUUCUGAGCCUGAAGUUAUCGCCUAAUUUGAGAAAGCAACAAAAGGAAGCAAAAGGAGCAGAUGCAGAAAAACUGAAGGAAUUAGAAAGGAAGAAAAUGGAACGAAUUAUAGCCACCAGCGGCAUCUGGCAGUUGUAA
Molecule: messenger RNA, 1017 nt
Organism: Penaeus vannamei (Pacific white shrimp)
Lineage: Eukaryota; Metazoa; Arthropoda; Malacostraca; Decapoda; Penaeidae
Source: RefSeq, a predicted model, not a curated record